Prorocentrum cordatum is the source of this 1536-nucleotide messenger RNA. NCBI's taxonomy places the organism in Eukaryota, Dinophyceae, Prorocentrales, Prorocentraceae. The record is from the annotation of a GenBank genome assembly.
CAAGUCUGAAACUAGACCGGCAAAGCUGCAAUGCAAAACAACUUCCGUAGCCAUUUUGGCUCAAGUUCCUGCCGGCUCGGUAGAAUAUUUUCGAGCGUGAGGACCUUUGACGAUUCCACCCAGCACCCAUCCAGCUCGCCAUGGCACGCGCAGCGCCCGCCCUGGUCCUCGCCGUUGCUGCCGCCCCGAAGGGGGCGCUCGCUGCCAGUCUCUGCAUGGACUUGCCAAACUGGCGAGACAUUCAGCGUGGGAGCGGUGGCGCAGUGCAGGUGUGGGAUUGCCUCAUGUCGGACCAGCCUGGCCUGUCGGAGUUCGCGCGCGAGAACCAGCAGUGGCUCGUGCCAGCAUGCACUGGAGGUCCACAGCAGAUCCACUCGCAAGUUUGGGAGUGGUUGUGCUUGGACCUCGCAGGCGGCGACACGACAAACGGGAACGCGGUAGAGGCUUGGGAGUGUAAUGGCUUAGAAAACCAGCAGUGGGUCUUUGGAGAUGACUAUCACAUUCGGUACUUCGCAGACCAGGGCAAAUGCGUUGACGCUGGCGACAUGUCGGAGGGUACCCAGUUGACUAUCUGGGAUUGCAAUGGUCUGUCGCAGCAGAAUUGGGGCUACGACUCCGAUGGCUACAUGAAGACCAUCUUCCUCUCGGACUCUCGGCGCUUGCAUGUGCCCACUCCGGGCCAUCUGCGCGGCGCCCACAAUUCGAGCACAGCCGCCGCGGCGCUGGCCGCCGCAGGAGCACCGCGGAGCACCUCGGGGCAGCAGGAGGAGGCCAGGACUCCUCGGGCGGAUCGGGUCGCCGAGCAGCGUGGCUCCGCGCACAACCUGACGAGCAGUCCGUGCCCGGUGGACCCGCGCCAGAGGGCUUGCAACCCCGGCGAUGCCGGCCAGAGCUUCUCGCUCGAGGCCGUCUGCGACUGCCAGUUCGACUCGUUCUGCCGGGCGGAGUGCCCCGCGCCCCACGGGGCCGACUGCUGGAUUUGCACGGGCGGCGGCUGCCCGGGCGGCGGCCUGGGCCGCGACUUCGAGUCCGCGGUCGCCAAAGCGUACCCCGGCUGCCAGCCAUGCAAUGUCCCGAACGGUGGCGGAUUCGAUUGGAAGCUCUAUUCGAUCGAGGACCACCACUGCUAGGCCAAGAGGGCAGGUGCGGCGCCUCCGACGAGUUCGCCACGAAGCGCCGCAGGGAGGACUUUGGCACGAGCGGUCCAGGAAUUGGGCGGGCAGCGCGCGCCCGUCACUGGCCUCACUCAGCCGCGGGGCGCGGCGAGAGGAGCUCUCGUUUGGAUUCUCUUAGCAUGGGUUUGUGCCCUUCUGUAUAUAUAUAUAGAUACAUCGAAUAAUUCGGUGUGCCGAGCAGCAUUCGCUGCCUGGACCUGGCCCGCGCGGCACUCGGCAUGCCAGGGGUGCAGGCGUUUUCCUUCUCGACUUGUCGGGCUCACCAUAAGUGCAUGACGCUCGCGCAGUACAGUGCAUCCAACCUGAAGCUACAGCGGUCUCCGCCCACGCCGAAAAAAAUCCUGCAACGCAAAAACAUGGC